Molecule: messenger RNA, 2999 nt
Organism: Monodelphis domestica (gray short-tailed opossum)
Lineage: Eukaryota; Metazoa; Chordata; Mammalia; Didelphimorphia; Didelphidae
Product: ferric reductase 1-like
Cellular component (GO): membrane
Source: RefSeq, a predicted model, not a curated record
AGGUGGGAGCUUCCCUACCUCUGGAGUUUGCCUUACUUACUCUAAGGCCAGAAUUCUAGCCACUGCACCUAGCUGCCCCACAAAAAGGCACCUUCAACAGCAAAUUAACUUGGAUCUUUUCUAAACCAACUACCAUUUAAUGGCAUUCUUUAUUAGCCAGGUAUUCAAGAACAAAGGACACUUACUCCCUACUUCCAUUAGCUACAUCAAGCUAAAGAUUCUGAGAAACUUUAAAUUUCUAAAAAGAAACUUAUGUUUAAUUCUGUUAAUAGUCAUUUUUAGAAAUGACUGAUAAAUUGUAACACACACACACACACACACACACACACACACACACACACACACACACACACACACACACACCACUUAAGAAAACUCACAAUGUGCCCAACUCGAUAUACAAACUUGUAGAUGUGAUUUUGGGACCAAAGGUCCCCAGGAGAAAAGAAAGAAGAGGGGAAAGGUAUGGAAUAUUAAAUAUGCUUUCAGAUAAGGCCACACCACACACACACACACAAGAUUAAAAAAAAAAACCGCUCAGAUACAAUACGGAUAACCCAAGUACAGUGAAGUUACAAGUUUCAUGGAACGGUCCAAGGCUGGGAGUACUUUAAAAGAUUGGCGGGCUCAGUGCCACCCCUUCCAUUACUGGCAGCAAUUCUGAGAAAUUCUGGGCGUCGCCCAUUCGCCCUCGGAAGCGCCCUCUCUACUUCGGGGUACAUAGCAAGGGAACUUGCCUCUGGGUGCAACAGUCAGACCUCUCUUGGCAGAGGUCCUAUCCAUCAGUCAAUCUAAAUCUGGAGGUGGCAGUCUUAGGUGCAGGGAGUUACGCAGGCGAAAGUUGACCCCAAGUGACUUUCAACGGCCCGUCUCUCCUCCAGAAGCAGUUCUGGCCACUCCCCGCCCCAGUAUCUCCCGCCCACUUAGGCAGCGGAAGCCUCUUAAGCCCCUGUCUCCCCUUCUCCAUCCAUCUUCAGCAGCUCGCUUCCCGGGGCUACGAGAGGCAAACAGCUCGGCCCUCGAGCCGGCUUGCAGCCGCUGUUUGCUUGUUUCUUAUCUGCAGGCUUCUCCCCAUGCCACCCCACCCGCAGUUUGUGCUAUAGCAUAAAUUAGAAUUCCACAUAAAAUUGCUGAUCUCCAAAAGGGAAUCGAGACAAACAGAUUUGGACUACAACCUCUUAGAAGAUUAUUCAUUUUACCAGAAAAAGUUAAAGAUGCAAAAGUGGACCCUCUUGGUGUAUAAGGUCAUCACAUUGCUAUUCUGGACAUCCUGGGGUUAUCCAAAUGGAACUAACAGCCUGGACAGCAACUCUAUAAAAUCUUUCAAUGAAUCUUUUGACCUUCUACACUCUGGGAUCCCUUAUAACAUCUCUGUUUCACAAAGGACUUUUAAUCCACAUGAUGAAAUCACAGUAAUGCUACAAGUUACCAACAACACUGAAUUCAAAGGAUUCCUGCUUCAAGCCCAGGGCCCUGAUGGAACCGUUCCUUAUGGUAGUUUCCGAAUCACAGAUAGAAACACACGAGGCCUCUCAAAUGGAAAUACUGAGAACUCUUUGGUAAGUCACAAGGACAGCAAUAAUAAGAAGUUAGUCCAAACAACUUGGAUAGCACCUCCUGAAAGUGGAAAUAUUCAGUUCAGAGCAACUGUGUUUCAAGAUUUGGAUGAACCUGGAGUUAAUAUUAAAAGCCAGACUCUCCAAGCUUUGACCAGAUCAUUUAAGGCUUUACAAUCAAUGAAUUCCAGGGACUGUGGUAAAAGCAAGUUUUGUUUCAGAAGUCCAGCGAAAUGUGAUCCCACAGACACAAAUUGUUUGUUCAUGUCUCUUGAGUUUCUGGGUAAUCAAAGUUUCAGAUGUGAAAUGAGCGGUCUUUCUGCUGGCUAUGUCGCCAUUGGGUUUUCCACUGAUACUUUAAUGGGGAAUGAUGAUGUUUAUAUAUGCUUGCUGAAUGACAAUGGAGAAGUGGUAGUACAGUAUGGCUACACGACUGGACGAAGACCUCCAACUAUUAACCCCCUGGGUGAAGUGAGAAAUAUAGAGACAUCUUUCAUCAAUGGGGUCAUCAAAUGCAGUUUCAUCACCAGCAAUCCCAUAUCAAUUGAACAAAAUAAUUCUGAUAAUCUCUAUUAUAUUUUUCUGGCUUUGGGACCAACUCAGAAUGGAAGUAUACGGAAACAUACCACAACUCCUUUAGUAACAACUCAGAAAGUAGAUAUUUUCAAACCAAUAGAUGCAAGUGGAACCUCCUCACCUACACCAGUUCUUAUUAAAGUUCAUGGUUCUAUCAUGCUUAUCUCCUGGAUGGUAAUAGGAAAUGUAGGCAUGGUCUUUGCCCGAUUCUGGAAAGGUGUGAUGGUAAAACAAGUUCUUGGCAAAGAGCUCUGGUUUCAGGUCCACAGAUCUCUGAUGACAUUGACAGUGGUAUUUGUCAUGAUAGCCUUUAUACUGCCCUUUAUACACGUCCAAGGAUGGAGCGGCAAUUGGCCUCAUCCUAUUUUGGGUUGUAUUGUGAUGGUACUGGCUUUCCUUCAACCAGUGAUUGCUCUCUUUCGACCUCCACCUCACCAUAAAAGGAGAAUUAUCUUUAAUUGGUUCCAUGCUGUAACUGCUUUUGCAUUAAGGAUUUUAUCAGAUGUUACUAUGUUGCUAGGAUUCAAGAUCAUUGAUCCAUCUCCCGAUAUAUGGAUGGAAAAAGUGAUGGGAGGGUUAGUCGGCUGGGGGAUACUAAGAGAUGUGAUAUUUCAUGCAAAUGCUUAUUUUUGGAGGAAAGAUGGUGAUGAAAAUCCAAAAGGAAAGAUAAAGAAUGAAAAAAUACUGCUGAUAGUUUACAUGUGUGGAAACUUCAUAUUUAUAAUAACCCUGCUGGUUGGAAUUGGACAGUCCUAGAGAAAGGAUCUUUGUCCAUUUUUUACUAAAUGAAAAUCACUGUCAUGUCGACUGAUUUUUCUACAUAAUAAAAACUAGGAAAAUAAUGCAUUUCAAACAGUUGGAAUAGAA